Molecule: messenger RNA, 3567 nt
Organism: Gryllus bimaculatus (two-spotted cricket)
Lineage: Eukaryota; Metazoa; Arthropoda; Insecta; Orthoptera; Gryllidae
Source: the annotation of a GenBank genome assembly
CUUCUUUCGUGUACAUUCAUCUUCAUGAAUUCCUGGAGAACUUUGAAGCUUACAAAUGCAUAGCUUGAAAUGCGUAUUUCUUGCUAACUUGAUCAUUGCCUUAUAGUAACAGAUGUAAUGUUUAACGAUCAUUUAUAUAGGAACUGGAAACAUCGUUUAAUACCAAUAAAGGAAUGGUCUAUACACAGUCGCACGGACAUUCGUUGGUGUUCCUUGCUCGACACCGCAAGGGACCAUUUAUAAGAAGAGUCGAAGACCCGCCCUUGUUUCGUGAGUGAGGUGAGUGAGCGUGAGCGAAGUGUGAAAGGAAAAUAAUUAAAUUUACAGAGGAAAAUAGGAAGCCUUUGCGAAUUACCCGCAUUGUGUCUUUUUAUUUAUCGAUUUUGUGGAGUAUUUGAUUGAAGCAUGGCUGUAAAUGUAUAUUCAACCAAUGUUACUUCAGAAAACCUUAGUAGACAUGAUAUGUUAGCAUGGGUAAAUGACUGUUUGUCCUCAAGUUUCACCAAAAUAGAAGAAUUAUGUACUGGAGCGGCAUACUGUCAGUUUAUGGAUAUGCUUUUUCCUGGAACUGUUGUCUUAAAGAGGAUAAAGUUCAAGACUAAUUUGGAGCAUGAAUAUAUACAAAACUUCAAAAUUUUGCAAGCGGCAUUCAAGAAAAUGAAUGUUGAUAAGGUUAUUCCUGUAGAUAAGUUGAUUAAGGGAAGGUUUCAGGAUAAUUUUGAGUUCCUGCAGUGGUUUAAAAAAUUCUUUGAUGCCAAUUAUGAUGGUCGAGAAUAUGAUGGAUUUGAAGCUCGUGGUGGCAUCCCUUUGGGCAGUGGAAGUCAGAAUGGUAGUCUCCAUCAAUUGCCAGUGGUGCCCGUCUUAGCAACUCGACCUACUAGGCCACAGGCGCGACCAGCUGUCAUGAGGCAGCCUGGAGGUGCUAAAAUUGUACCUAUUGAUAAACUGAUCAAGGGGAGAUUUCAAGACAACUUUGAAUUUCUUCAAUGGUUCAAAAAAUUUUUUGAUGCAAACUUCAAGGGACAAGAGUAUGAUGCCCUUACAAUACGUGGGGGGGAACAGCUUGGUAAAGGUGGUGACAAUUUUCCGAAAGGUGCUGGAAGAACUGGGGAGCGUGUCUCCAAGCCUCAAGGAACUGUUGCCAGUGCUGCCAAGCCUGUUGGGAAAGUUGGCAAUGCUGGACCAACAUGUGGUAAUUCUGCAUUGUCUAUGAUGCCAGGUCCAAAGGUGCAGCAACCGACACGACCUCAAAAUCGCACUGUUGGAAGUGCUAGCAAUACUAAGAGCAAUGAUUCUAGCAAGAUUGAGGAACUAAAUGCGCAACUGGUUGAUUUGAAGUUGACCAUGAGUGGAUUGGAGAAAGAAAGAGAUUUUUAUUUUGGAAAGCUUAGAGAUAUAGAGCUGAUGUGUCAAGAAGAUGAUAAUGAAAAAAAUCCAAUUGUGGCUAAGAUAUUAGACAUCCUGUAUGCUGUUGAAGAUGGUUUUGCUCCUCCUGAUGAGCAAGAUGCUCUACCUGAGGAUGAAGUGUAUUGAACUUUGUGCCUGCAUGCAUGAUACCAUUUUGGGGGAAGGAAGAAGUUGGGAGGGGGAUCAGGAUUGAAACCCAGUUAACUGGUCAUGGUAGAGUUGAUGUAAGUCAAUUCAAUAGCAGUUUUGUCUUCAAAGAGUACUUUGUUCCAUAUCUCAACUGGAAACUUGUAAGUUGUUUCUUGUGCCUUUUCUUAUCCCUAUACGUUGCAUCACUUCAAUAAAUUAAUUAUUAAAAGAAUUUAUUGAUUAAUUCAAUAAAUUAAUUAAAUUAAUAAGAUAUUUUUGAAUAAAUAUGUAUAAUUUGUUUAAUCGUACUAUGUCUUGUGUUUGUAUCUGAAAGUGUUGUUGUGUAUUUUAAACGUGUAAUAAAUCUUGUUCUCCGAUGCAACAAACGAAAAGUUGUUUCUUAUGUGACAUUGUUUUUUGUUUCUCUUAACUGUAUUAAAUUUGAACUGUCAUCACAUUCAUCUGCUAUAGCUUUGCGAGAUCAAGUGUCUCAAGACAGGCAAAAGCUAUCAUAUCUGUUAAAACAAGAGUAAAGUCCACUUUAUGUGAUCCAUUCUGUCACCCAGUUUAUAAGGAGAUUAUUUGCUUUUGAAACUACUUCUGGCAUGAAAAAUAUGAUCUAGAUGUACUGAAGUUACACUAGAUCAAAGAAGUUGGUAGCCUUGGUGCUUAUAUAGAUGUUUCUUGUGAAAAAUGUUUUCAGAAAUGUUCCGUGAUCACAUACCCCACAAUUUUUCAUGUGUUCCACAGAUUCUCAGUAAAUUGUCAUCUUCAACGUUUUCAUUUCAACAGAGUUUUGUUUUGAUCGUUGAUGUUGAAUCAAGAUGCAUAGAACUCGUACGAGAGAAGUUAGAACAUUAAUUGAAAGUAAAGAAAAUUUAAAUAAACGCUGUUUAUAUUCUUAAAUAUAAUCCAUGUCUGAGAAUUCAAUGGAACAAAGCUGUGAAAACUCAUUGUGGACUAAUUCUUGAAGGACAAUAUAUUUUAUUUGUAUGACUUCUGUAUAUUAGGUCUUGGUGGUUGAAAAAGGUCCUAACAAAUGGGCAUGGGUGAGAAAGUGGAUUGUGUGAAGAGGGUUUUAUUUAAAUAUGUUUUUGUAUCCUAUCAGGAAUACACCAAGGGUUAAUGAAUUGUGUGCAGGGACUUUCCUAUCAUUCCAGGGCUGGUCCUGGACAUAAUGCUUGCUUUGUAGUGGAAGAAGGCUGUUAUGCUAGUGAAUAGGUUGCUGGCUCUGAGCAGAAUAUUUUUAUCUGGGCAAAAAUUCUAUAUGAGAAGUUGCUACAAUUCUAGCCACAAAUGAACAUGCAUUUCUGGAGUUUUGUGCAAUUUGUGCUUGUCUAUUUUUUUAUGGAAUGAUUACCCUGCUGAAGAGUUAGUGCCAGAUCUGCAUCCUGCAGAGACGUGUGCCAAUGUUUUGAGACACUCACCAUGUAAUUUGCACAGUAAGGGGGUGUGUUGAAGCAGUUCUAUUCAAAGGUGGUGAAUACCACUCCUUGCACUCUAUGUACUGUCUGCAACUUCUGUUUACUGCAAUAUACAAGUUACAUUUCUUGUGAGCUUAAUAAAUAAAAUAAACAAAACUUGUAUGAAUUGCAGUAGACAUCACUGUUAUUCAUUUUUAAAUAAGCUAAUUUAAUUUGACUAUACCAUUGCAAUUGUGUUCAUCCUCUUACUGUAGUUAUCAGAGUAUUUAAAUUCUGGAAGAGGAUGAUGCCACAGUUUUAAUGUAAAUUACUGUGAAUGGAACGUUAUUGGUUGAGAAUUUUGUUCAUGCAUAUUUCUAAAAGUUCUGCAAUGUUUACAAUUCUGUUGUACAAGAAACAUUUAAUAAAAAUAUAACACUUAGAAAUUGUCAGAAUUAGUUUUUACUUAUACAUAUAUAUUGAUGUUUUAAUCAUGCAUCCUUGUCUGCCAGACAUCCUUUCUGUUUAGCUACCUCAGGGUGCUAAGGUGGCAUGUUUUGGUGUGUCUGGUUGUAAACUGUUUGGUUGGUUGUUAAUGAAAUGUCAUUAAAAUUUGUGAAAUACUGUG